AUGCUACUUCGUAAUAUAAAAGUUCCUUCGACUUCAAAUACCUAUCCCAUAUUGCGUACACUCACUCUGCUAAUACUAUGUACGUUAACAUUUGGAAUUCCGACAGAAAUGGUAUCAUUUGCCUCUCAAGAAACUCUGGAAAAAAUAAACCAUCUUCUUCGAGGCUUUGCUAAUCGAGAUUUUGAAAAAUCUGCAGCAUAUUUUGACUAUGACAGCGGUAGCGAUAAGGACCACCAUAAUAUUGAUAUUGAUCCUUUACUUCGACGCCCCAGUUUGACGCCUGAUAGCCGACUCCUAAAAGUCGGCUUGCAUGGCGCUAUUAGCUCCGAUUUGGAGAUUUGUAGUAAUUUAACUAUAAAUGAAGUCUUGUUGAAAUUCCCCGACUCCAACGCUGCAGACGCAGCAGUAACACAAGCUCUUUGUAAAGGUAUGGUAAACUUUUUCAAUAGCGGUAUUGGAGGCGGUGGUUAUGUGGUGUUUUCUGGUAAAAGCGAUGAAGAUCAUUUAUCUAUUGAUUUUAGAGAAAAGGCACCCAUGGGUUCGCAUAAAUUUAUGUUUGAAAAUUGUUCCUUAUGUUCAAAGAUAGGAGGACUUGCGGUUGGUGUUCCCGGAGAACUCAUGGGUCUCUAUCGGUUAUUCAAAGAGAGGGGAAGCGGCCGAGUUGAUUGGUCUGAUUUAAUCGAACCAGUGGCGAAAUUAGGAAUCACCGGUUGGCAAAUAGGUGAAGCACUCGGUGCCACCUUAGAACUUUACGAAGAUGUUUUCCUCACAUUGAAAGAGGAUUGGUCGUUUGUAUUGAACUCAACCCAGGAUGGUGUUUUGAAAGAAGGGGAUUGGAUCAAGAGACCAGCACUAUCCAGUAUGUUAAUGGAACUAGCAAAAAAUGGCACCGUUGCUCCAUUCUAUGACCCUGAUCACUGGAUUGCCAAAUCGAUGGUUAGCACCAUAGAAAAAUACAAUGGAAUAAUGAACUUAGGAGACGUUGAAUCUUAUGAUGUCCACGUUACCAAACCACUGUCCAUGAAAAUCAGGCAGGGUGCAAACUUCAUUCCUGAUAAUGAUAUGACUGUAUUGACAAGUAGCGGUUCAAGUUCUGGGGCUGCACUGCUCGCAGCAUUAAGGAUAAUGGACAAUUUUCAAAAUCAAGAAGGAGGUGAUUACGUGGAAGAAACUACCUACCAUUUGCUCGAAAGCAUGAAAUGGAUGGCAAGCGCGCGAAGUAGAUUGGGCGACUUUCAAGGUGACAAAUUGCCGAAGCAUAUCGAAGAGGUGUUGAAUCCUGAAUGGGCCUUGAGAGCGGUGAAAACUAUUAGAAGCAACUCUCAAGAUGGUAGCUUCAAAACAUUAGAAAACUGGACGCUUUAUGAUCCAGCUUACGAUAUUAAUAACCCUCAUGGAACUGCACACUUUAGUAUAGUGGAUUCUCAUGGUAAUGCUGUCUCUUUGACAACGACAGUCAAUCUGUUGUUCGGUUCCCUGGUACAUGACUCAAAAACAGGGGUAAUUUUCAAUAAUGAAAUGGAUGAUUUCGCUCAAUUUAACAGAUCUAACAGUUUUGAACUGGCUCCCUCCAUAUACAAUUUCCCCGAACCUGGAAAAAGGCCUUUAUCAUCUACUGCACCAACCAUCGUACUAUCAGAACUGGGGAUCCCAGACCUUGUGGUGGGUGCGUCGGGUGGUUCAAGAAUCACUACGAGUGUUUUGCAAGCAAUUGUGAGGACUUACUGGUAUAAUAUGCCUAUAUUAGAAACAAUAGCCUAUCCACGUAUACACCAUCAGUUACUGCCCGACCACGUCGAAGUGGAAAGUUUCUCUAUGGUUGGUAAAUCUGCACUGCAUACCUUAAAGGAAAUGGGAUAUACGAUGAAAGAAGUAUUUCCCAAGAGCGUUGUUAACGCUAUACGCAAUGUAAGGGGGGAAUGGCAUGCGGUAAGUGACUAUUGGAGAAAAAGAGGAAUCUCCUCCGUAUAUUGA
Messenger RNA from Saccharomyces mikatae IFO 1815, 1974 nucleotides. RefSeq names its product gamma-glutamyltransferase (gene ECM38). Gene Ontology annotation, cellular component: plasma membrane; fungal-type vacuole. Gene Ontology annotation, molecular function: glutathione gamma-glutamate hydrolase. Gene Ontology annotation, biological process: glutathione catabolic process. The coding region runs from base 1 to 1974 and encodes 657 amino acids. NCBI's taxonomy places the organism in Eukaryota, Fungi, Ascomycota, Saccharomycetes, Saccharomycetales, Saccharomycetaceae. The transcript has a single exon. The record is from RefSeq and is a predicted model, not a curated record.